ACAUUCUAAAUACGCUCGUAUCGAGAAAGAUUUACGCCAGAUUACGGACGUCUGGAUUACGUCCUUUUUCGAAAGUUUUCUUUUUUGGAUCUUUAUUUAGAUAUUUAAAUCCUCCAUAAUCUUAUCGUUGCGGUGGAGUACAGAAAUAUUUAAUGCCCACUGAGAAGAAGUAUCAUCAGUUAUACGAGUGUUUAUAAUCCUUAUAUUUCCAUAAGUUCCAGGCAAAGACAAGGUUUUUGGGGAUUAGAGUUGUGCAGAUUAAGUAUUUUGUCAAAAAAAAGUAAUUUUUGGAUUAAAAAAAAGCAUUUUUCUCCCAAAUGCGUCACAAAGGUCGAAUUUUUGCAUGAAUUUUAGGAGUUUUUUCAUUUCUUGGGAAUUCCCAAAACAAACAAAAAGGAAGACGAAGCCACGGCGGCCAAUUCCGUGAUUAUAACGUGACCAGAGUCACAUGCCGAACGCCGUAACUAUAUUCACGGCUUUUGUGAAAGUUCAAACCUCUCGAAGCAGUUCGUCCACUUCCCGGUUCCCUCGAUCCACAGUCUUCUUCACAAGGUGCGAUUCUUUUUCUAGUUCACCUUUUCUCCCAUCCCGAAGUUUAAAAAUCGCAACUUGGAGUCGUUCUUGCCGUUUUAUUGUUCGAGCAGCAGCAGCAGCAAUGGAUGCAUGCGGCGUGGGGUUGAAGGCGAGUGCUUGUUUCGGCCGAGUGAAGCGGCGAAGUGUCGGGAAUGGGGAAAGCGUGAUUUGGGGCGAAGGGUUUGGAGCGGGUCCGAGAACUAAACAAUCCCCCAAAGCGGCGCAAACCCUGAAGAAGACCGGCUUACGGCUCAACGCCGGAGGGGUUGCAUUCGCCGUUCUCACUUCAGAUGUCAACCAGGAGACCAUGGUUUUCCAUGGACCGAUGUUCGGAAACCGAUUGGCAGAUCCAAAGAGUGUUGCUUCUAUAAUCUUAGGGGGUGGGACUGGCAGUCAGCUGUUUCCUCUCACUGGCACAAGAGCCACACCUGCAGUUUCGGUUGGUGGAUGCUAUAGACUUAUUGACAUCCCGAUGAGCAAUUGCAUCAACAGCAGGAUAAACAAGAUAUUCAUAAUGACACAAUUCAAUUCAGCUUCACUAAAUCGACACAUUUCUCGAACAUAUAACUUCGGGAAUGGAAUCAGCUUCGGUGAUGGAUUCGUUGAGGUUUUAGCAGCUACACAAACCCCUGAAGACAUUGGAACCGGUUGGUUUCAGGGCACGGCAGAUGCUGUCAGGCAAUUCACUUGGGUUUUUGAGGAUAACAAGAACAAGAAUAUUGAACACAUACUAAUUUUAUCCGGUGACCAACUUUACCGUAUGGAUUAUAUGGAUCUUGUUCAGAAACAUAUUGAUACUGAUGCUGACAUCACGAUCUCGUGUGUGCCUGUGGGUCAAAGCCGAGCAUCAGAUUACGGACUAGUGAGGAUGGACAAGUCCGGUCGAAUCACCCAAUUUUGUGAGAAACCUAAAGAUGCCGACCUCGAAGCUAUGAAGAAUGGUGGAACUUUUCUCCGAAUGUCUCACCAAGAUUCUAUGCGAUAUCCAUACAUUGCGUCGAUGGGAGUGUAUGUGUUUCGACGAGAUGUUCUACUAAAUCUUCUAAGGUGGAAUUAUCCGAAAUCAAAUGACUUCGGUUCAGAAAUUCUUCCUUCUGCUGUAAAGGAGCACAAUGUUCAGGGAUAUAUAUUCAAUGACUACUGGGAGGAUAUCGGUACGAUCAAAUCCUUCUUCGAUGCAAAUUUGGCAUUGACAGAACAGCCUCCGAAGUUUCAAUUUUACGAUCCUAUGACGCCUUUCUACACAUCGCCGCGAUUUCUACCCCCAACGAAAAUAGAAAAGUGCAAGAUUGUGGAUGCAAUUAUCUCACAUGGGUGCUUCUUACGCGAAUGUAGAGUCGAUCGUUCGAUAGUCGGAGUGCGUUCGCGGCUAGAUUAUAGCUCAGAGUUGAAGGAUACGAUGAUGAUGGGUGCUGAUACCUACGAAACCGAAUCCGAAAUCGCUUGUCUACUCGCAAGCGAUAGAGUCCCCAUAGGCAUUGGACGCAACACCAAGAUCAGGAACUGCAUCAUCGACAUGAAUGCGAGGAUCGGGAAGAAUGUGGUUAUUGCAAACAAAGAUGGUGUCCAAGAAGCUGAAAGGCCCUCGGAGGGCUUCUAUAUACGAUCGGGGAUCACGAUCGUGGUGAAGAAUGCUACGAUCAAAGAUGGGACAAUUAUAUAGAAGUAUUCCUUGUCACCCUCUUUCGAAAAACUACUACACGAAUGCAAAUAUAUACAUAUUUGUUUAUGGCUUUUGCCUACGAUAAUAAAAUGUCGCGAGAGUCUAGCGACUGGCAUCCUUUAUCAUAAAUCA
This is a messenger RNA of Zingiber officinale, 2368 nucleotides long. Its product is annotated as glucose-1-phosphate adenylyltransferase large subunit 1-like. The transcript has 15 exons. The record is from RefSeq and is a predicted model, not a curated record. Gene Ontology annotation, biological process: glycogen biosynthetic process. Bases 449 to 2236 code for a protein of 595 amino acids. Lineage: Eukaryota; Viridiplantae; Streptophyta; Magnoliopsida; Zingiberales; Zingiberaceae. Gene Ontology annotation, molecular function: glucose-1-phosphate adenylyltransferase activity.